AUGGCCUCCCAAGGAGUUGGUAAUGAAGAACCUGGGAUAGCCUCAACAGGUAGUCCCCCAGCAAGACAGGCAGAACCAGAGGUGAUAAAUAACUCUGUCUACCAGCCCAUUGAUGGAUUGCAAAAUCACCUGAAGGAGAAACUGCAAGCCUUAGGGGCCGUCCAGAUCCUGAGUGGAGCAAUUAUUCUGGUUCUAGGUGUUUUUCUAGGUUCCUUAAGAAACAUAUUCCAUUUCUUCAGUCUGUUUUUCUUUAUCUUCUACACAGCCUAUCCACUGUGGGGCCCUAUAUUUUUCAUUGUUUCAGGAUCCUUAUCUGUUGCAACUGGGAGAAAACCCACAAGAGCGCUGGUGCAAAACACUUUUGGAAUGAAUAUUGCCAGCGCUACUGUGGCUCUAGUUGGGUUUGUUUUUCUCUCAGUAAAUUUAGCAGUUAAUAAGCAGUCUUUCAAGAACUGUGAGUCUUCACAGUCACAGGACUUGUGCAUUUACGUGGGCAUCUUUUCAAACGGCCUGAUGUCCGUAAUGCUGAUCCUUACCUUGCUGGAAUUGUGCAUAAGCAUCUCUGUCUCAGCCAUGUGGUGCGUAAAAAGCUCACGUAAUUCGACUGAGGUGAUUUCUACUCCUUCCAAUUCUGUAUAA
Messenger RNA from Neogale vison (American mink), 639 nucleotides. Its product is annotated as membrane-spanning 4-domains subfamily A member 3-like. The transcript is spliced from 6 exons. Bases 1 to 639 code for a protein of 212 amino acids. The record is from RefSeq and is a predicted model, not a curated record. NCBI's taxonomy places the organism in Eukaryota, Metazoa, Chordata, Mammalia, Carnivora, Mustelidae. Gene Ontology annotation, cellular component: membrane.